Molecule: messenger RNA, 3211 nt
Organism: Cololabis saira (Pacific saury)
Lineage: Eukaryota; Metazoa; Chordata; Actinopteri; Beloniformes; Belonidae
Exons: 3
Coding region: 110-892 (260 amino acids)
Source: RefSeq, a predicted model, not a curated record
CUUCCCGGCACUCGUGCGUCGUGGUUCUGUAAUGAUUAACCUCGUGCUCACAGGCGUCACCUGGACCAGGAAAAGGGAAGCAUCGUAGGGAAAUGCAGCAGACGGGACGAUGGAGGGCACAACUCUGCGCCUGCUCUGGUUUCUACUCGGAGUCUCUCUCACCAGACAAGAGAUGGUGAGACUGAAGACGAGCCACACAAUCGCAGCCGAGUGUUGGACACAGGUGGUGCUGCACUGCAACGCAUCCUCGUCCCGGGACGGCCUGUCGGUCAAGCACAUGGAGUGGUUCCGCGGCGCGAUGUCCCUAUGCUCCGUGGACAAAGACGGACUCGUUUCGACGCAUCAGAAUCACUCCCUCAGUCCCUUCCACUGCCACUUCCACAACGACGGGAGGCUGACCCUCAAACUUGAGUGGGUGCUGCCUCUGGAGAGCGGCGAGUACAAGUGCAAGCUCCGGUCCAACCAAGGAAUGCUCAGCGAGCGCACCAGAGUGCAGCUGCAAGAGUGCUCCAGGGGAGCCAAGGGUGUUCCGACGAGCGAUGGAGCAUCCUGCACCUUCAGCCACGUCCACCCAGACGGAGACGUGCACUGGUUUCAGGGCUCCCACAACCUUUCGGACGGGCCCGCGAGGUACCAGACCAUGAAGAGUGUGGACCGGCACGGCUGGCUGACCAUCAGCAGCACCCUGACCCUCCAGGGAGAACUGGGUUCACGAGAGCCCUACAACUGCUCCCUGAGGAGCUCCACGUCAGGCAGAUACAUUGGAAGCACUUUGGUUUCAGGUCUGAGACCAGAACUUUUCCGUUUUCCCACCAACGCAGUCGGAUCUCAGGGACCCGGAAAGACGCUUCUGUAUAUUUUACUCUCACUUAUCAUCGUUGCGCUUAACUAAUUGACUUCAAAGUGGGAGCAUUUCAUGGAACAUCAGGGUAGAUCAUUAACUCAUAUGAAAAAGUGGUACCGAGAUUAUGUUUUGUCUUUUAUAUCCUUUACAAAACUGGUUCAGCUGUAAAUGUGGUUGAAUGAGUCACGUUGCAAGGUCCAAAGAUUUAUUAUCUGGAGUUUUCUGUCCCAGCUGACGGGAACAAGGAAAUUACAGAGCGUUGAUAACAAAGGUGCAUUUAAUCAUUACAAAUCUGGGGUUUUUAGUUCUUAUACACCGUCAUGGGCGAGGAAGCAAGCCUCCCAACACUGAAAAACUAGGAGUAACGCAAACCAGGGGGCCCAGUCAGGCAGAAACAUUCAAGAAGGGCCACUUGUGCAGUUCGAUCUUCAGCUGUAAACUAUUUUCCGGAUUAAUUUCUCCAAAACUCAAACUCUCCUGACACGCGGGGGUCAGGUGCAUGAAACGCACGUUGUUGCAGGAUUAAAGGAUGUGAACUCUCAAGGACCAGAAUGUACAGUCUGCCCUUACAUUUAUGAAUCUAAACCACCCAAGUUUUAAGUUAGUUAAGAAUGUUUUCAAAACUUCUAAGUUUCCUCUCAUGACUUUGCAAGUUUAUAAAACUUUUCCUCUUGCAAAUGUCUUGGAUAUUCUGACAUUGUUCUCCCACUAAUCUGCAGGUUUUAUGGUGUUUUCUUUCAUUUCACUUUAGCCACUAGGAGGCUAGGCUCCAGAUUCCCAAAUCCAGAAUAGGAAGGGAAUUACUUGCAUAGUAUAAAAAAGUGCAAGCUACCGGAAAGGUUAUGAGGUUUUAUUUUAUAUUACCACUCCACCUGAUGAGGUUCACCCAGUCAUGUGUAGGGAAAAAGCUGCAUCACUGUUUGUCUGGUACCUGCUGUAUGAGGGGAAAUAAGACUUAAGGGGGGAGGGGGCACCUGCUUUGUUUGAUCCUCUCAGAAAACAGUGUGAAACAAGGCACAGCCCUGCAGCAGCUCCGUGUGUGGGAGGAUGCUGCCCUCUAGUGGACGAUCAGGGAUCUGCACCACGUGGAUCCUGAAAUUAAAUCCAAGAGACAAUUUCAUGCAGCAACAGGUUUCUCCUCAUGCUUUGAUUUGCUUUUUGCCUCUGACAUGAGAUUAAAGGUGGACGCACUUUUUUGAGUUCUCAGCAUCCCAUAAAUAAGUUUACAUCAAACAAAAAUGAGAUGGAUAAACCGAAACAAACAGUUUGUGGACGUCCUAUUUUAGUUUUUACAAAACGAAGAAAAGCUCUGGCUUUAGUGCAUCUUCCUCAGACAGACGCUUACUUUGGGAAUGCCGCUCCGCUAGUGACGUCACUGGAGCAGCAUCCCAGGAGCCCUGAGUGCAGCAGUGUGAGGUCACCUUGACAACGCAGAUGAGCUACUGGUGCUGUUGUUCAAGUGUUUUGGGGCAGAUUUUAAUCAGAGAGAGCUGCAAAGACACGACUUCAAAGCUGUUGUCCUACAUAUAAAUGCGGUAUUUUUACUUAAUUUACAUUUUGUUAUUACCUCGGGACUGCCAGUCCUAAUUUGAACCGAUUGUGAUGCUUUGAGGGAUUUUUUCCUCCUUUUUUUAAAUGAUUUCUUGACUUUGGCAUCAGAAUGAUAAUAUUGAUAACCCUAUGUGUUUGUGUGUGAUGUCAUGAUGUCAUGAUGAUGAUGAUGAUGAUGAUGUGUGAUGAAGGUUUCCUUGGAUAUUCUGCAGGACAGGACAUAAAAUAGUUUAAGUUCUUGAUUUUUUAAGCAAUCACUGAAUUGCAGCCUUACUGAUUUUCUGAUAACAGAUUUUGAUCAAAAUAAGCUUUUAUUGAUAUUUACAAAAAAAUAUGUUUCUAAGUAACAGCUGAUGUACAUUUUCAAAAUGAAGUAAUAAAAAAAUGAUUUCUUACAAGAAACCACAGAACUGCCUUUUUCUCCUUUUUUCAUGUAAUUAACUUAUUGCAAGUCAAAGUCUGUGAGAACAUAUAAAGUUUGAAUUAUUCUGCAUUGAAACUGAAGAAAAAGAUGUCGUACAAAAGUUAGCGUUGGCUCUUUUAAUCGUAUGAUUUUUGUUUUAAAUAUUUAAAUAUAUAAUAAAAAGCAUCUGAUCAUUGUGGGUCUCUGUAUUAAGCAAAAAAGAUGGGAUGGGGAGAACGUGCCCCAGAGUGGAUGGAGUCAGUCAGAUUUACCAGCCUUUGAGUAUAAAAUUAGUAUAAAUGAGUAUAAAAUGGAAAUAAUGAGUACGAGAAGAAGAUGCGCUGCAACACAGAUAACUACAGGAGAUCCAUUCUGCCCACGGCAAUAAACUCCUAUAAUAAAUCUUUGAAAAC